Messenger RNA from Gambusia affinis (western mosquitofish), 712 nucleotides. RefSeq names its product LSM8 homolog, U6 small nuclear RNA associated (gene lsm8). Gene Ontology annotation, cellular component: U6 snRNP; U4/U6 x U5 tri-snRNP complex; precatalytic spliceosome. Gene Ontology annotation, molecular function: RNA binding. Gene Ontology annotation, biological process: mRNA splicing, via spliceosome. The record is from RefSeq and is a predicted model, not a curated record. The transcript is spliced from 4 exons. The coding region runs from base 258 to 548 and encodes 96 amino acids. NCBI's taxonomy places the organism in Eukaryota, Metazoa, Chordata, Actinopteri, Cyprinodontiformes, Poeciliidae.
CUCUCCUCUUCUGCCUGACCUGCUCGGUGAAUCGGUGGGAGACUAGUCUGGACUUUUCUUCGGUUUGUUGUCGUUACCUCCCGCGGCUCCUUUUGAACGUGGAUAAUUAAAGAAAACGGGGAGACAUUUCUUUCUACUAAUUUAUCCGCUGGAGAAAUAAACACCGAGCUCCAGACUAAGGAUGUCCACCGCCUUGGAAAGUUACAUUAACCGUAUCCUGCUGCUGUUAGCUCGCUAACCUGCUAAUCAAGCUGCAGAUGUUUGUUUCUUUAACUGCUGCUGCUUCAGGCACCGUGGCCAUUGUCACGUCAGAUGGCAGGAUGAUUGUGGGAACUCUGAAGGGCUUCGAUCAGACCAUCAAUCUGAUCCUGGACGAGAGUCAUGAGCGAGUUUUCAGUUCCACUCAGGGGGUGGAGCAGGUGGUGCUGGGACUCUACAUCGUCAGAGGAGACAACGUAGCCGUCAUCGGAGAGAUCGACGAGGAGACGGACUCCACCCUGGAUCUGGGAAACAUCAGAGCCGAGCCGCUCAACUCUGUUGUCCACUGACCUUUAAGCUCCUCCAUACCCUACUCUGCUGUGAUCACUGUUGUCACGGCAACCAAGCACAGCAGGACUCGGUUGUGUUUGUUUGCUAACUGAAUAAUGACUAUAUCCUCUUAUGUACCUCUGUUUGUUUGUGGGAUUUUAUAAAUAAAGAUAAUUGAACUGUU